This is a messenger RNA of Guillardia theta CCMP2712, 2517 nucleotides long. RefSeq lists its product as hypothetical. Gene Ontology annotation, biological process: carbohydrate metabolic process. The transcript is spliced from 7 exons. The coding region runs from base 1 to 2517 and encodes 838 amino acids. Gene Ontology annotation, molecular function: hydrolase activity, hydrolyzing O-glycosyl compounds. NCBI's taxonomy places the organism in Eukaryota, Cryptophyceae, Pyrenomonadales, Geminigeraceae. The record is from RefSeq and is a predicted model, not a curated record.
AUGGACCAUGAUGUGCGCACAGGCACGUUCGCUCGGUUCACUGUGCUCACCGACCGUCUUGUGCGGAUGGAGUUCUCUUCUCGUGGUGUCUUUGAGGACAGAGCGACGUUGACUUUCAUAAACCGGGAGCUUCCUGUUCCAUUCUUUAGAGUGGAGGAGGAAUCGCGGGCAGAUGGAGAGAGAUUCAUCGUCAUAUCCACCAAGGAGAUCAGCGUACACUAUCAGAUAAACAGCAGCUUUUCUGCUUCGACCUUGUUUGUCAAGGGAUUGAAUCCCAACUCCGCCUUCGAGAGUUGGCACUAUGGGGAAAGAGAUCACGGGAACCUCUUGGGAACCUUGCGAACGUUGGACGAUGCCUCCGUCCUGAAUCUCAACUGCACAGAGCUGGUGCAGGAGAAUGGAAACAGCUGCGGAUGGGAUCGAUCGGAUUGCAACUGUGACUGGGGGAUCAUCUCUCGCGAUGGUUGGGUGGUUGUCGACGACUCGCAGAAUUUCUGCCUGCGUGACGACACCGACUGGUGGGACGGACAAAACCAGGAUGAAGAGGAUUUGUACCUCUUUGCUUACGGGCACGCUUACAAACAAGCGCUCAACGACUAUGCCCGGGUAUCAGGCAAGAUUGCGAUGAUCCCCAAGUACGCGCUCGGAGUCUGGUGGACUCGUUGGAUCAACCUUUGCCAUGAAGACGUUGUUCACAUCGUGGAGGAAUUUUCUAGGAAGAAUGUCCCCCUUGACGUUUUUGUUCUUGACAUGAACUGGCACACGAAGAAUGGAUGGACGGGAUAUUCGUUCGAUCGAAAUCUAUUUCCAUUCCCACGUGACACCAUGUCCUUCCUCCACAACAACAGUUUGGCCGUCUCUGUGAAUUUGCACGAUGCCGAUGGCGUUGCACCCUACGAAGAUAUGUACGAGAAGGCUUGCACACUAUUGAAGGAAAUGGACGGAUUUCAAUGUCGUCUCAGUGAUUCAACCUUUCGCACAAUCCCGUUUAACAUCACAGAUGAAAAAAGCAUCAUGGCACUAGAAGAUGUUGUGCUUGCCGAUGUAGAGGAUACCGGCGUCGAUUUUUUCUGGAUCGACUGGCAGCAGGGCCAGGCGUCACACGGUGCGAUUGGAGGCAAGCAGAACCCGACGAUAUGGACGGCUCACGUCAGAUCGACGGAUCAUGCUCGACGGGGCUCGGGGAAAAGAAGCAUGGUUCUAUCGCGCUGGGGGGGGCUGGGAGCUCACAGGUAUCAGGUCGGGUUUUCCGGGGAUGUGCGCGAGCUCAGCUGGGAGAACUUGGCGUUCCAACCUUACUUCACUUUCACCGCAGCGAACGUGGGCUUCAGCAUGUGGAGCCACGACCUGGUUGGCCCCGGCGAUGACCCUGAACUCUACGUCCGUUGGAUGCAGUUUGGCUCGGUCUCAGGAGUAUGCAGAAUGCACGACCGGGGGAUGUCUGCAGGGGACUGUGCGGACGUGGAGGAGGGUGGGAAGGGCUCUUGCGCCGUCAUAUUCCCCUGGGAAGCAGGUGAGAGAGCUUUCGAAUCCAUCCGUCAUGCUCUCUGGCAGCGGGAGGCGCUCCUUCCGUAUCUCUACACCUCUCUGUGGAGAUCUUUCGACGUCGGACCUGGAGAGGCUCUGGUGCGUCCCAUGUACCACGAGUACCCCGAAGAAGCGCUGGCGUACGCUGGAAAUCGCAGCGGGUUCCUCCCACAGUAUCUGUUGGGAGCCGACAUCAUUGCCAGUCCUGUCGACGUGUCGUCCCCGGGCGGAGGUAUCUUCGCACUGCAGGACGUUUGGAUCCCUAGCGGGAAGACUUACGUCUGCCUCUGCACCGGCUCUGUCCACGUAGGAAGCGACGAUGUGCGCAGAAUUCACUUCGACAUUUCGCAAGUCCCAUUGUUCAUCAGGGCCGGGGCGGUGUUGCCAAGGCUGCCGAUGAACACGACGAACAAGAGAACUUUGGGCCUUGCCAGGCAUGCGAGUGAUGCCGGAAGCAUCGAAUUUCAAAUCUUUGUGGCGGACAGCAAGAAAGGGUCCGGCUUCCUCUACGAAGAUGAUGGCCUGACCACUGAUUAUGUCAAGAGCAUGGGGAGUAGCAUGCGCACUGCAGUGCGCUGGAAGCUGCACGUUCACAAGCAAGAAUUGUUGAUCGCCGUCAGCAGCAAGGGCACAUUUCACAAGGCUCCUGCUCAGCGCGAGAUUCGCUUUCGGCUCCAGCACGUCCCUCCUGCUCAUUCCGUUGACGUCAAGCGUCUCUGCGGGGAGGGCGUUUGGUGUCCCGUGCCAGCGAGUGUAGAGUAUGAUGAAGCAUCGUUGUCUACCCGAAUCAUCGUGGCUCCUGUGGAUCCUUCGCAGCCCCUGAGGGUGAAAGUGCGGCUGAUCGGAUGCGAUCCUUCGAGCGAGGAGGCAUGCGGCGCUUCUCUCUUCGGGCUACAAGGAGUCUUUUCCAAAGCGAGGCAAGCGAAAGGUGAAGUUCUCCGUUCCCUCAUCCCCUCCCCCCCCUCCUACCCGCCUCCUCACGUCUCCUAG